Chelonus insularis is the source of this 1761-nucleotide messenger RNA. RefSeq names its product G protein pathway suppressor 2. The transcript has 9 exons. Gene Ontology annotation, cellular component: transcription regulator complex. Gene Ontology annotation, molecular function: transcription coregulator activity. The record is from RefSeq and is a predicted model, not a curated record. Gene Ontology annotation, biological process: regulation of transcription by RNA polymerase II. NCBI's taxonomy places the organism in Eukaryota, Metazoa, Arthropoda, Insecta, Hymenoptera, Braconidae. Bases 326 to 1396 code for a protein of 356 amino acids.
CCUUUCUGACUUCAGCCCAGCCUUAAUGUCUUUCUUGAAUCAGUAUGGCACACCAUUGAAGCCACUGAGAAACUCUUUUCUCAGUUUGACUAUAUAACCUACAAAAAACUGGACAAUACUCUGACGCUGUGUGUAUAUAAUAUAGUGUUGACUUUUUAAUAAUUUUAUAGUAAUUUAUGGAAUUGUGUUUUCUUCAAAGAGUUUCUCAAUAAAACAAGAUUUAAAAUUUUAUAUCUUAACUGGUUCUGUCAUUUUUUGUUAAUUAGAGUGCAUAAUACUUCGAAUUAAUUUUGUUGUUGCUGUUGUCAACUAAUUAUUAUUGAUUAUGCCAGCUAUCGUGACAGGACCUCCUCCACAAAGUGAACACAUAUGGCAAGCUUUGAAAACACAUAUAAUUCGUGAACGUCAAAGAAAAAAACAGGAACAAGAAGCUGAUGCAGAAGAAGAAAGACUAAGAAAAGAAAGAGAACGUCAACAAAAACAGGAUGUCAUGACGUUAGGCGAAACUAGAGAACAAAUAUCUACUUUAGAAACGGAACUCUCACAAUUGAAAGACGAAAAACAUCAAUUAUUUUUACAACUUAAGAAGGUUUUAAACGCAGAUGAUAACAGAAGACGACAGUUGACUAAAGAAGCUAGCAUAUGUCCAGAAGUAUUCACUACUGUAGGAAAUUAUUCAACUUCAGGAAACAACGUUGUUCAUCCUCAACUAUUUCUUCCUGUACCUCGACAUCCAUUUUACAAAGUAGCUGGUCCUUCAUCGUCAUCUCAUGGUGUCAUUCCUAAUGGUCCUCUUAAACGUGCUCACAGUCCUUCUCCACCUCCUUCGACGUCAUACCCUACUGUUUAUGGAUAUAAAACGUCACCACAGAUGCCUAAUUAUAAUCCUCCAAAAUCAGAAGAUGCCACAAGAAGAACCAGCGAUUCACGAGCAGUUCUAUGGAAUAAAAAUAAUCAAUAUCCUCCUUCGAGUUUUUAUUCGCCUCCAGCUAGUCAAAAUGUUUAUCAUUAUAGCGGACCAUCAUCACAAUCAACACGAGAAAUUGAGCAAGGUAAAUCGGUUUACUUAUCGAAUAAUCGAGGAUCACUAACCCAUCAAACAGCUUAUGUUACUAAUAUACAUUCAGUUGAUCAUAAAACUUCAUAUACAGAAGAUAAGUUUUAUUUACGUCCAGGAAAUCAUGUUACAGUACAUGGUGGAUCAAUACCAAUUCAACAACAACCUCAGGGAGCUAAAAGUGGGGGGAUUACAUCAGGAUACCCUAUAAGAACACCUCAACCUCCACCAGGUCCUUAUGCUCCGUCUGGAACUUAUGUAAGUGCACCUGCUACCAACAUCCCUGGACGAUUAUUGUACUCUCAAUCAAAUGCUCGAUACAUACAACGUGAUAUUUAGAAACAAUAUAUGAAUAUUGUUCUAUUUAUUAAAUUUUAUAACAAAUAAAAUCACAUCAGUAAUUUUAUGUAAAUUUUAAAUUAAUACUCCAUUUUUGCUAUAAAUACUGCGAAUUAAAAUAUUAAAUUUCAGAAUGAUAUGCUAUUUACCUACUCUGAUAGAACAUACCAAUUAUAACCAACUUUAAAAAAUCGAAUUUAAUUUAAUAGAAAUUCAACAUUUUUAAUUAUUGCAUUGUGAAUCAAAUUGAACCUAGAUUACGAAUGAAAUCAGUCGAAAAUUCCCUCUGCAAAAUUUCAAUUAAUGACAAUUGGUACCAUGGCAAAUCGAUUAAAUUGUAAUAAAAUUGUUUCUAUUAAACCUGA